Messenger RNA from Xyrauchen texanus (razorback sucker), 2350 nucleotides. RefSeq names its product jhy protein homolog. Gene Ontology annotation, biological process: axoneme assembly. NCBI's taxonomy places the organism in Eukaryota, Metazoa, Chordata, Actinopteri, Cypriniformes, Catostomidae. The coding region runs from base 113 to 2350 and encodes 745 amino acids. The transcript is spliced from 10 exons. The record is from RefSeq and is a predicted model, not a curated record.
GCAACAGUUUCGCAAACGGAACACUCCUCUAACAUGAACGACAAGUUUUUUUUAUGUAGUUUGCCGGUAAACCAGCGGAUCUGAAGCAUAUCGAUCUAUUUGUGUAUGAGCCAUGAAGACUAUCAUCUCAGAACAACGGCACCAUCAUGAGCUCUACGGGCCUGCGGCGUUGGAUAGCUCAAAAGUCAACAUACAUAAGCACUCUAGUUUACCGAUGCUGUGGGAUUCCCUUGAGUCCGACACCGAGCGUUUGGUACAGGAGAAGGAGUACCAACUAGAGCUUCAGAUGCGCAUUGCCCAUGACGGUGACCGCCUGUCUCCUGAGAACUUCAAACAGCAACAGACUGACAGCGAGGAAUCAGAAUACAGUGACGAUCUUGAUGUCUAUGAUAGUCUACGAGGUUUGAAACCAAGACCAGUGAAAGGACCACAGACCACUGUAAGACACGGGGCAUUGAGGCGGACGCCUUCUGAAGAUGAAUACGCUGCCUUGCGCUAUGAUCCAAACUGGAGACGGACUCUGGAAGGUGGCCAAUUCCUCAACCUGCUAGACACAAGACAAUCACUGGACUCAAUUGAGCAGUCUGAAAAUGGUCUUGAACCUUUGGAAAAUGUGCCUGUAUGUGAAAGGCAAGAAUAUAACAUCAUCAGUAAUCCAUCGCCAGCACUGAUGGACACGGCUCUGUCCCCAACACCUUCGACCCCUUUCCAUCUGCACCCACAACAAUCAACGUUUGGUCAAAAAUAUAUUCUUAACCCCUCAGAUUCGAAAAGUGAUGACCGAGAACACCUGCAUGUUGAAGUGAAACAAAGAUCUGUUCCACCCCAGAAAAGAACCUCUCAACAUCCUUCUGAUCUGUGGCCAAUCCAAGCAAGGGAAGACAUUGUGGAGCGAAACAAGGCAACUCUUGGUAUCAACACACACAAGCAAGGCUCUUAUCUGAGGGUCCAUCAGAAAAAAGAAGAUAAACCAGAUGAAACCAAGCAACCCAGGCAAACCUCCUAUGAGACUGUCAACACUUGUAGCCCGGAGAGUCAAGACAAUGUGCGGAAUCCCGAGCUGAUGUGGCUCCAACAAACACAAAAACUGAAGCAGAGCCAUAAAGAGAGGAAGGAACCAAAGAAGAGAGAGAGAACCAACAACCAAUCAGAUCAGUUCAAGUCUCACGUUCCUGAAGCCAAACCUGGAGGGCACCUUAAACCAAUUACAGAGAGACGUGAUCAUAUGUUUCCAGAUUCUCCAGUGGCCUACAGCUAUACCCAUGAUCCACCUCAAUAUUUUCAGUCCGAUCUUUCUAAUGCUACCCCAACAGUCAACCUCAACAUAAACCUCCACUCACUUGCCAAUCAUGCACAGCCACUUAAUCAUACUCGGCAAGAGAGUUUUACCCUUGUUUCUCAAGCACAACAAUUGGAUAGGCAUGAUCUGUUCAACCCACCCUCAGUGCCUUCAAAUGCAGUAAGGCAGGUGGGCUUGGAUCCACAAGCAGUUGUAUCUUCCCCAGUCCCCCACUCUGAAGUGGUACACAGGCAAUACACUGUGGACAGAAGGGUUACUAAGGGCUUAGGACAGUGGCAUGUUGGCAAACCUUUCCCUAAUGCAUUUGAGAAUGAAUCAUCCAAGAAUCACAACAGAUUGAGGAUACCUGUGCUAAGAUUGCCCACAUCUCCUCAAGUGGAGGUCAGUCACUAUCCAUCCCAUCUUAUGCCCACGGAUGAGGAUAGUGUGGGACCCUGUGCUCAUCCAACACAGAUCUCUAGUGCUUACACAGUGCUGCCCCCCAUAACAAGAGCUAAUGUCAGCGACACUGAGAUAUGCUCUGACAGAUCUGAGUGGCAGCUGAAUCCAAUCCACAGAAGCUGCUCAGAAGGCUACCUUUCACAAAUGGAAAGACACAGACAGCUGAAAGCUAAAUCAAAUUAUAAGGUUUAUACACUGAAGGACUACAAAAACAUGAAACAAGAGGUGAAGCUUGGAGGACUUGGCCCAACAAACACAAUACCAGAAGCUACGGCAGAGAAAAUUAGACGACAGAAGCUGUAUUCAAAUGUGAUCCGCGAACAGAACAAGAAGAUAAGUAGGAUUCCCUCUCUGCCGGCCAAGGACCCAGUGGGCAGUGACAACAAGGACACCGUUCCCAGGAGGAAAGCUUUAGAAUAUGCCAAAACAAUUGCAAAGCCCAAAGCCCCUCUGAAGUUAAAGGACACAUCCCGAGAGAAAAAUGUGAGCAUUCAGGCUCAAUAUCUGGAAGAAAUGGACCCAACGCAAAUGGCCACUCUGGAGAUGCUGAGACGGCAUGAGGAAGAGAAACGGGCUGUGGCUCAAAUCAAAACCAUUCAUGCAAUUUAA